GUGGGAAUCAGCUGUGCGCACACCGGUCCCGCAUGACUCACGGAGGAGAUCGGGAGCAUAAGAGGACGAGCGACAGGACUAGUGACGAGAGAGGACCGGGCCCGGACAUGUGUUAAGUUUGUAUUUAUGUUCUUGUGGCCGGCAGUCGCCGGUAAAUAAAUUAGUUUUAUACGAUCAUUCGCUAUUAGCCCUCAUUCUGUUAGCAUCACCAGCCUUUACGUACUGAAUAUUGCCCUUACUGCUUAACUCACUGUUCUCAUUAUUACAUCACUAAUGGCUAAUGUUUCAGACUUGUGUGUACCUCUGAGUGCAGAUGAGGAAACAUUCUUCGCACUUCAGUCGGAACUGGAGGUUGUAGAGAAGCAGAUCCAGGAUCUAUUAGAUAAGCAGACACGGCUGCGAGAACGUAAAACGGCGCUGGAAACAUCCCGGGCUGACGCUUGCAAAGCCGCGGUAAGUUUUCGACGUGAUUGUAAUACUGCUACCAUUUCUACUCUGCAUGUUUCUCUGCACAGAUCUCAGGUUUCGAGAACACGACGAGCUGAAAUGUACUUCACCCCUGCACUGGCACAUGCACGGCGAAAGGCGCAAGCUAGGACCGAAGCGAUGACCUCUCCCCCACCGGUCUUCGAGAUCCCUACCAGGAACCGCUUUGCCGCCCUCUGCGAGAUGGAAUGCAAUGCUGUGGUGAUCGGAGACUCAAUCGUCCGGAACGUGCGCGCUUCCUUCACUCAAGGUAAGGUGCGCACUCACUGUUUUCCUGGUGCUCUGGAUGUUCUGGAUGUCUCUGCGCAGGUAACCGCGAUCCUGAAGGAUAACGCUAAUGUCGGAGCUGUCGCGCUGCACGCGGGGAUGAACGAUGUCAGGAUCCUGCAGUCGGAGAUCCUGAAGAGGGACUUUAGGAGUCUGAUCGAUAUGGUACGCAACGCAUCGCCCACGGCAAGGAUCAUCAUAUCAGGACCGCUUCCUACCUACCGACGAGGAAAUUAAAAGCCGUCGGGGCGGAAAAGCCUAGGUCGCUCCCAGAACAUCGGAGCGGAACUUCUGUCUGACAACAUCACAAAGACGCUACGCACCAUUUGACUAGUUCUCAGCUAAGUAACUCUCAACCACUGACCUUGAAUUCUGUGGAGGGAGCAAAACCUGGAUCUGUCGCGGGUUCUGUAAGAUUGCCUGAUUCUCAAACCCUCCCUGAAGCAGGCCUGGUCACAUAUACUGUUGUAGGGGGCACGGACCGUGACGGCACUUUCGUAGUCGACCGCUUGACAGUUGAGUGAUACCUGUCACGUGAGCUUGACUUCGAAAAGGCUACGUGGUACACCCUUCAGGUCGAGGUGGACGACUUCUCCA
Molecule: messenger RNA, 1350 nt
Organism: Triplophysa rosa
Lineage: Eukaryota; Metazoa; Chordata; Actinopteri; Cypriniformes; Nemacheilidae
Exons: 3
Coding region: 274-990 (238 amino acids)
Source: RefSeq, a predicted model, not a curated record